Penicillium waksmanii is the source of this 915-nucleotide messenger RNA. Its product is annotated as glycoside hydrolase family 16 protein. Gene Ontology annotation, molecular function: hydrolase activity, hydrolyzing O-glycosyl compounds. The transcript has a single exon. Gene Ontology annotation, biological process: carbohydrate metabolic process. The record is from RefSeq and is a predicted model, not a curated record. NCBI's taxonomy places the organism in Eukaryota, Fungi, Ascomycota, Eurotiomycetes, Eurotiales, Aspergillaceae. Bases 1 to 915 code for a protein of 304 amino acids.
AUGCCAUUCAGACAGGCGCUUCAGGGCAUUAUAGACAAGGCAGAUAAGACUUGGGGCGAAAUAACCAAUCAAAACCCUCAGCCGGUGCCAUCGUACAACAAUCCUCCCCCACCGCCUAUUCCAACCUCAAGCAAGCCACAACAACCUUAUCAGGGACAGUCCUGGCAACCCCAGAUCUACUGGCGACCCAAUUUGGACCCUCAAGUACCAGUGUCCGCCAACUUUGGUCAUGAACAAGGUCAACAUGGAUGGGGCAACAACGAGGCGCAGAAUUACGUCGAUAGCCCGCACAACUCAUUCCACUCAACCCAGGGCGAUGCGGUGAUCGUGCGAGCAUUGAUCAACCAUGGGCAUCCCGAUCCCGCACAGAAGUUUACCAGCGCCCGACUGACGAGCCAUCAGACCCUCGGCCGACCGCGAGGCUGUCUCUCGGCCAGAAUUAUUGCCCCGGUUGCCCGAGGUAUCUGGCCCGCCUUUUGGCUGCUGCCUAAAGACCCCUUCAAGUGGCCCGAGGAUGGCGAAAUCGACAUAAUGGAAGCUUGGAACGGCGAUGCUGUCAACCACACUUGUCUGCACUGGGGACACUUCAACGGCGACGACUGGAACAAGCAUCGCGUUCUCGAAACCCCCAUCCCCAAUAUUACCUCGCCGGUCGGAGUGAAGUACGAUUUUAUCUGGGACGAGGACGAAUCAACCGGCAGGGGGCGCUUGGUCUGGUUGAUUGAUGGGAUGCCUAUCAUGAGGGCCGAGAAGCCACCCGGAACCAGGAAGAUGAGUGAGUUCAGAAUCCUCCUCAACAUUGCUGUCGGAGGCAAUGUCUGCCAGGGAAAUAUGCCCAGUGAUGGAUACUUUGAUACGGUGGUGCGAGAGUUGGCCAUGUGGGACGCACCGCCUGGGGGGCUGGCAAGAAUUUGA